This is a messenger RNA of Branchiostoma floridae (Florida lancelet), 1133 nucleotides long. Its product is annotated as transient receptor potential cation channel subfamily M member-like 2. Gene Ontology annotation, cellular component: membrane. The transcript has 7 exons. The record is from RefSeq and is a predicted model, not a curated record. Gene Ontology annotation, biological process: calcium ion transmembrane transport. Gene Ontology annotation, molecular function: ligand-gated calcium channel activity. The coding region runs from base 27 to 1133 and encodes 368 amino acids. NCBI's taxonomy places the organism in Eukaryota, Metazoa, Chordata, Leptocardii, Amphioxiformes, Branchiostomatidae.
ACAUCGCGCCGCUAGACGCCGUGGACAUGGCCGAGGACAUGGAGAUCAUGAGUCACGCCGCCUGUCAGUUCACUCUAGAUAACAUCUGGAUGGGCAGGAUGACGAGUAGCACGCCGAAAUGGAAGAUUCUGGCUGCUAUGAUUUUCCCACCCUUGUUGUUCAUCAUUGAGUACGUUGAAGACGAAGAUCCAACACACGAGCAUGAGGAUGGACCAUCGAUAUUGGACAGGAUCACGUUCUACUACACAGCACCUAUCACCAAGUUCAUGUACAGUGUGGUGUCGCACGUGCUGUUGAUAUUCAUCUUUAGCUACAUGGUGCUGUUCGAACUACAGCCGCUCAGUAAAGAGUCAAUCGGAUGGUCGGAGGGCCUGAUGGUGUUGUGGAUUGCAAUCCUUGGAUUAGAAGAAAUCAGGCAAAUGGUUGGUGCAGGUGUGAUGAUCCAGACCUGGAUCUCCAACCCGUGGAACAUCCUGGACAUCUUCAUAGUGGCUCUGUUCGAGAUCUCCUUCCUCAUCCGCCUGUCUCUGGAGAAGGGGUUCGAGAAAACGGAUUUCCAGCUGAUCCGGAUCCUCUACUGUUUCACCCUGAUCCUCAUUUGUUACCGAACCUUCCCCAUGUUUUACCUCAGUAAAACCAUGGGUCCCAAGAUCGUCAUGAUCUGGAAAAUGGUUGGUGACGUGAUGUUUUUCCUGUGUAUCCUGGCCGUGUUUGUUGUGGCGUACGGCGUGCCCAGACUGGCCCUGACCGAGCCGGACAGCAAGUUCACCCCGGCCUACACGGAGAAGGUGUUCCGUACGCCGUACUGGCAGAUGCACGGAGAACUGUUGUACCUGGAGGAAGGGGAGGGGCCAGAUCUGCCCUGGUAUGUUGACUUCAUGGAGGCGGGGUACAUGCUGCUGGUUAAUGUGAUGUUACUGAACCUGCUCAUCGCUCUCUUCACUUUCACCAUUGAACAUGUGCAGGAGCAUGCGCACCAGUACUGGAGCUACUACCGGUAUGACGUCAUCCAGGAGUACCAUGACCGCCCCCUGGGUCCCGGACCUCUCCUCCUGAUAGGUCUGGUGUGGAAACUGUGGCAGCACUACGGUGCAGAGAACGGCGACACGUCCAACAAUCCCUUCAGUGAGUAA